GCAGAUCGAAGAAAGACGUUUUCUUUGUCUCGCUGCGACCUCCAUGCUGUGCCUCUGAAUCGGAGGGUCAGUGUUUGUUUGCUGCCAUGGCCAGGGUCAGAUCGUCGUCGUCGAGCAGAUUGAGGUACUGCAACCCGGCGUAUUAUUUGAAGCGGCCGCAACGCCUGGCUUUGCUCUUCAUAGCAUUCGUUUGCAUCUCUCUGGUUGUCUGGGACCGCCAGACUCUCCUCAAAGAGCACGAGGAAGAAGUGGCCAAGUUAAAUGAACAACUGAACCAUUUGAAAAGUUUGGUUGAAGACUCACAAAAUGUGCAAGGUGAUGCCACUAAAAAGAAUACAUUGAAGGACAGGGAUGGUGAGAAAGAGGUUGGCCUGGACCCAAUUGACAUUCAAAGAAGAGAAAAAGUCAAAGAAGCUAUGAUUCACGCGUGGAGUUCAUAUGAGAAGUAUGCAUGGGGCCAAGAUGAACUUCAGCCGCAAUCAAAGAAUGGUGUCAAUAGCUUUGGUGGUCUUGGAGCAACACUAGUAGACUCUCUUGAUACGUUGUAUAUAAUGGGGCUUCAUGAGCAGUUCCAAAAAGCUAGAGAGUGGGUUGCAACCUCAUUGGAUUUUGACAAGGAUUAUGAGGCUAGUGUUUUUGAGACAACCAUAAGAGUUGUAGGUGGACUUCUCAGUGCAUAUGAUCUCUCAGAAGAUAAACUUUUCCUUGAUAAGGCUAGAGAGAUUGCAGACAGAUUGCUGCCUGCAUGGGAUACACCUAGUGGGAUACCGUACAACAUUAUCAACUUGGCAUAUGGAAAGCCGCACAAUCCUUCAUGGACUGGAGGUGAAAGUAUCUUGGCAGAUUCUGGCACAGAACAGGUGGAGUUUAUUGCUCUUUCUCAGAGGACAGGAGACCCGAAGUACCAGCAGAAGGCUGAGAAUGUUAUAGUGGCGCUUAACAAAACUUUCCCUGAUGAUGGGUUGCUUCCUAUUUAUAUUGAUCCCGAAAGAGGAAGAUCAGGAUAUUCCACUAUAACCUUCGGUGCAAUGGGUGACAGCUUCUAUGAAUAUUUACUCAAAGUCUGGAUACUGGGGAACAAAACUUCAGCUGUAAAGCCUUAUAGAGAUAUGUGGGAGAAAUCAAUGAAAGGUCUGUUGAGCUUGAUCCGGAGAACAACACCAUCCUCGUUUGCAUAUUUAUGUGAGAAGAAUGGAAACACUAUGACAAACAAGAUGGACGAACUAGCAUGCUUUGCUCCAGGAAUGCUGGCUUUAGGGUCAUCUGGUUAUAGUCCUGAUGAAUCUAAGCAAUUCUUAUCACUUGCAGAAGAGCUUGCUUGGACAUGCUAUAACUUCUACCAGUCAACACCGACAAAGUUAGCUGGAGAGAAUUAUUUCUUUCAUGAUGGGCAGGACUUGAGCGUGGGUACGUCAUGGAAUAUAUUGAGACCAGAGACAGUUGAAUCACUUUUUUACCUCUGGCGUUUGACUGGCAACAAGACAUACCAAGAGUGGGGCUGGAAUAUAUUUCAGGCAUUUGAAAAGAACUCCCGCAUAGAGUCAGGAUAUGUUGGACUGAAAGACGUUAACACUGGUGACAAAGACAACAUGAUGCAAAGCUUCUUUCUUGCGGAGACACUCAAAUAUCUCUAUCUUCUAUUUUCGCCCUCCUCUGUCAUCUCCCUAGACGAAUGGGUUUUCAACACGGAAGCUCACCCAAUAAAAAUUAUGGCCAGGCAUGAUGCAGACACAUCUGGAAAAGCAAAUGGGAACGAUAGACCAAAGAUUAGAUUGCGCGGGAGGAAGGAAGGUCGAUCACGAGAUUAAUAGGUUUUCUAUAAUCCUAGUGUAAUUCUAGGGUCCAAGUAGGUGAAGGGGCCAAGAUAGUAAGAUACAUUAGUCUGUUGAGAUUUGAUGUCCGCUUUUGUACAAGGAGGAAAUGAUUCGGCUCUACAAAUUACGCCUGGUGGUGGAAGUUGUAUUCUAUGGUAACAUAUGUAUGCUCUUAUGUCACCCUCACAGGAAAAAAUGGAUAUUCCUAGCUCUUAUUACCCAUUUGGGAAUAUGGAUCAACAUUUGUAAUUUCAUGGAGGAAUGUUUUGAAUUGAAUUUCCCCCUCCAUUUGAUUUUUGACAUUUCAAUGGCACUUAUUUGAUUAUUUCCA
Pyrus x bretschneideri (Chinese white pear) is the source of this 2145-nucleotide messenger RNA. Its product is annotated as mannosyl-oligosaccharide 1,2-alpha-mannosidase MNS1. Gene Ontology annotation, biological process: N-glycan processing; carbohydrate metabolic process. The record is from RefSeq and is a predicted model, not a curated record. Gene Ontology annotation, cellular component: Golgi membrane; endoplasmic reticulum. Gene Ontology annotation, molecular function: calcium ion binding; mannosyl-oligosaccharide 1,2-alpha-mannosidase activity. The coding region runs from base 87 to 1808 and encodes 573 amino acids. The transcript is spliced from 14 exons. NCBI's taxonomy places the organism in Eukaryota, Viridiplantae, Streptophyta, Magnoliopsida, Rosales, Rosaceae.